AUGAGAGUCUCACAGGUGCUCUUGGGAAUUUUCAUCCUUACUAUACCACUCAGUCUGUAUGGAGCUAAUUACAGGUCUUUUGUCGUCAACAGUAGUUUCUUACAGAAAUUAAACUUGACUUUCAUUACCGACUACGGAAUAUUGUGGUUCUCUGGCGUAUACUGGGGCCUCACUAUUUGCGAAUGUCUGUUAGCACGAAAGGCCCAAAAAUGGAUCAUGGCUAAUAAGCUAUCGAAAUAUCUCUUCUACUUAUCGUUCGCUGUCUUUUUCAAUGUAUGGUGUUUCGGUAAACUGCUUGUAGAGAGACUCAACAUUGCCACGGGUGGCCACUGUAGUGACUCGAACACAGCAACUACUUCUAUGUCUGAGUGCCAGAAUGACCCCCUCUUACUGUGGGUGAAUGGUUUUGAUCUAUCAGGACACUACUAUUUCCUCACGACCCUGAUCGUGCUUCUCACCGACGCCACGUCAUGGGUCAAAAAUUUAGGAAGGCCAGACCUAGAUUUUGAACUGAGUGACCAAGAAUUCAUUGGAUCUGAUUUUACAUAUAAACUACGGACAGUCCUCACUACUCUAAAACGGCUUUCAUCGAUGCUCAUCGUGUUAUGGAUCGCAGAGUUCAUCAUCACAUCCGUUUUUUUUCACACCACAUGGGAAAAGGCAGCUGGUUUACUUGGGAUUCCUAUUGCUUGGGCCAUAAUAUUUUUUGCAGAUAAAGUCUGGAGUGCACAAGUUACCUCGGAGAUUGGGUCUGAGGUUUGAGUGAAAUUCUUGUGCUCUGACGCGGGCCGUCA
Metschnikowia bicuspidata var. bicuspidata NRRL YB-4993 is the source of this 794-nucleotide messenger RNA. RefSeq lists its product as uncharacterized. Lineage: Eukaryota; Fungi; Ascomycota; Pichiomycetes; Serinales; Metschnikowiaceae. The transcript has a single exon. Gene Ontology annotation, cellular component: endoplasmic reticulum membrane. The record is from RefSeq and is a predicted model, not a curated record. Gene Ontology annotation, biological process: lipid droplet organization; lipid storage; phospholipid biosynthetic process. The coding region runs from base 1 to 762 and encodes 253 amino acids.